AUGGAUCAAUACGAGGAGUUUUUCGAGUACACCACCCGAAACCCUCUCAAUCAAAUACUUGCUCAUCAUAGAUCGAGUUCAAACAAUCAACUUGGAUCAAUGCGAGAUGUGAAAUUCAUAUUAAAUGAUCUUCAGAUUCAUAUCAUGGGAUACCUUCAAUUCACAGAGAGUCAUGCCAUAACAUCUCUAGUUGGAAAUCUGCACAAUUUACAAUCUAAAAUAUACAAAGAAGAAAUUCAGCUAUGUGAAUUUGAGCGCUUGAUCUAUUUGGUCAAAUUUGGAAGCGACCGUGAUAUCUGGUAUCAUACUAUGCAAAUUUCCGAUAUACUCACCCGCGAAGUUGCUCCAAUACUUCCAGAUUUGCAAAUUCCGUUAACGCAAGAGAGGAGAUCGACGACUACCAUAUUGCGGAGCGUCUCGGAAACAAUAGGCUAUGACGAUACUAGAGGCUCCCUCAUAGAGGCACUCAAAGCCGAGCUCACUGGCUAUACUUACAAAUCCGUUGAUAAAUUCUGGGAGAGAUAUUGCGAUGAAGGUCAAUGUGGAAAUAGUCAUGUCUUCAGCGAAAACAUGGACGAAAAAGCAAUGAUAAGAUGGCUCAAAUCUUUUUACAAGACUUAUUUAAGACCAUUAAAGGCCCCACAAUCAAGUUUAAAUGAAAAUUCUUUAUUUCGAACCCCUAAUGGAACUUUUGUUCGUGGGAAAUUUUCUUUUACAUCUUGCACAUCACAGUUUCUCGGCGGACGAAGUCCACGGAAGAUGGAUGUAUUUAUUGAGCAUUCAGACAUCCCAAAAGAUUGGUUUCACAAGUGGGAGGACGUAAGGGUGAUUGGCGAGGUCACUAAAUCAGCAGAAAAAAAAAAAGAAAAGUUUUAUCAGCUAACAAUGUACGUCCGCGAAGUUUUUUAUGCGCAGCCACUGCGUCGAUUCGUCCAUGGAUUUUGCUUGCACAAGAGGCAAAUAUUAUUGUGGAUUAUUGACAGGUCCGGCGCAUACAGUUCUAGUGCAUUCAACGUGAUCGCAGACCAAGAAAAAUUGGUUCGAGCUCUUUUGUCCUACAUGCUAAUGAGUGACGAAGAGCUUGGCCUAGACACCACAAUCCGACAAUACAAUGGACGGUCCUUUGUCAAAAUUCGAGAUGGUGAUUUGACUCUGGAAAGAUGGGUCGAGAUCAAUCCGGUGCCAGUAACUCGACCGGAGGCCGUAAUGGCACGAGGUAACACCUGUUAUCUGACAAUGGACAUGAUGUAUUUGAUCAAGUUUUCAUGGGGCUCGGGCGCGAUACAGUCAGAGAUUGAUUUUUUAAAAUGCGCACGUCCGGUGUACGGCGUAGUUGAUCUGGUAUGGGCUGAAGAAAUAUAUCAGGUUCAGGCCCACCGAGCAGGGCUAGACUUUUCUACUGGAAAAAGAUGGGACAUUGGACAAAGGAACUGGCUUUCUAUUGGCGCAGGGGAGAUACCAGAGGAGUAUUUCAAGAAACGGAAACUUACUCUCGCCGUACUUUCACCUUACGGUCGACCAUUCAAGUCUUGCACGUCGCUUUGGGAGUUCGUGAGCGGCAUGCUUGAUGCCAUACUUGGGCAUCGGAAUCUAUACCUUUCCAAGAAUAUUCUUCAUGGCAAUAUUUCUGAAAGUAACAUCAUUUUGACACAUCCAAAUGAACAUAGUUUAAGCAAAGGAAAGCUCAUCGACCUAGACAUGUCUAUUAAUGUUGCCGGGUACAAUGAGACGAAGAGCUUGACAGGCACCAUGAAAUUUAUGGCGAUAAGGAUUUUGAAAAACUUUGCUUUAAAAAAGAGUACAAUAGUAAAGACCUACCGUCACGAUCUAGAGUCAUUUUUUUACGUCUUUCUUGUGGGAUGUGUCUGUUACGGACGUGAUACGAACUCGCAUGAAAAGCACUUCGAUAAUUGGUGUUCAAGUAUAACCAUCAUUAAUCAAGCUUUGAAGAUGGGAGACGUUUCGGAAAACUUUCAAGAGAGAAUAAUAGAUGAAUUUUCGCCGUGCUUCAACGGACUCAAAGGAUUGGCUUUCGAGUUGCGUCAUAUCAUAUUCAGAAAUGAUUGUAAUUUCUUCGACACACCUAGAGACAGUGCAGUACUAUACGAACCCAUAAUUGCUGCAUUCCUUAAUACCAUCGAAAAAAUUAAUAGUAAGUAUUUCUCCCAUUCAUAUCAAACAAAUGUUCCCCUUGAACUCUAG
Molecule: messenger RNA, 2202 nt
Organism: Blumeria graminis f. sp. triticale
Lineage: Eukaryota; Fungi; Ascomycota; Leotiomycetes; Helotiales; Erysiphaceae
Source: the annotation of a GenBank genome assembly